AUGCAACACGUUGUGAGAGGGUCAAUUGGACGGCUCCCAAGAGUAACCCAUCAGUGGGUCAGAUGUAUCACUACGGCAACUGCCUCCACGGCAGCUGCCUCUACGCCCAAAUCGACGACGUCGACGACACGUAAACCGUUGGGCACUCCACUCCACACCGCCCUGUCCAGUAAACUACAUCUGGAUAGUGUGCCUGUUGCGGACCCGACGGACUGGUACCACUCCUGGCAUGGGUUAGGGCAGAAAGCGUUCCCAGAUACUGCACAGGAAGUGCUCUUACAGAAACUGGAGCCACUGGACAUAGAAAUCAAGCCGGAUGGACUCAUCUACCUCCCUGAGAUCAAGUACAGGAGGAUCCUCAACAAGGCCUUUGGAGCAGGCGGGUGGGGGUUGGUCCCGCGAAGUGAAACUAUCGUCACAACAACACUCGUCACUAGAGAGUACGGGCUGGUGUGUUUGGGGCAACUAGUGUCCGUCGCCCGAGGGGAACAAGAUUACUUCCAAGAGGCAGGGAUCCCCACGGCCACGGAGGGGUGCAAGAGUAACGCUCUGAUGCGGUGCUGCAAGGAUCUCGGUGUAGCCUCCGAACUGUGGGACCCAGUGUUCAUCAAGAAGUUUAAAGAGACUCAGUGCACGGAGAAGUUCGUCGAACACGUAACUACAAAGAGGAAGAGGAAGAUCUGGCUGCGUAAGGACAGGAAAGUAGAGUACCCGUAUAAGUAA
Molecule: messenger RNA, 723 nt
Organism: Huiozyma naganishii CBS 8797
Lineage: Eukaryota; Fungi; Ascomycota; Saccharomycetes; Saccharomycetales; Saccharomycetaceae
Gene: MGM101
Product: Mgm101p
Exons: 1
Coding region: 1-723 (240 amino acids)
Biological process (GO): interstrand cross-link repair; recombinational repair
Cellular component (GO): mitochondrial nucleoid; mitochondrial chromosome
Molecular function (GO): single-stranded DNA binding
Source: RefSeq, a predicted model, not a curated record